UCAGCUGUUUGGCUAAAAAGUUUUUUACUGGUUUUGUUUAUUUCGAUUAAAAUGUAGUUUCUUGUUAAUUAGUUAGAGUUACUUUGAAGUAACACCAAAAGAAAGCAUCAGAAAGGAGGCUUGCAAAAAAAUUGCUCUGCAAUGGACUCGGAAUGCGAAGGCGCUGCAGCGUUGGCAGAUGACUCCGGCCAUUUUAGCUGCAUUAGCGACGAUGGACGAGGUGAUCACGUCCAGAAACCAGAGUCUGAACGUGAGCAAUCGAUGUUUCUGGUGCGGCAGGAACUCCUUCGGUCUCGCAGCGAGGUGGAGAGACUCUUAAAAUCUGAACAGUGGUACAAGCAGGAGCUUAAGUCACAAAAGCAUAGCAGACUUGAGACUCUGGAACGAUUGUAUGCCCAGGAGCGGAAAUAUCUUAUGGAGAACCAAACGCUUCAGCAGGAAUCAAUGCGCUUGAAAGCAAAGUGCGCCGCACUAGAGAAGCAGCAGGAGCAAGGAUCCCCAAAAUCCCAUAGCGCAUCUUCAUUUAGUGCAGAUUCAGAAUUUCCCGAUUCAUCCUUUGAGGCCAAACAGCAGGAGGCUCGUCUCCGAGACCAACGUCAGUUGAUAGAAGUGCUUCGCAAACAAAAGAAGAUGCUUCUGGACGACAUUCAGAGACUUAGCCUGGAACACGACGACAAGCUUUCGCAGUUGCAGCAAACUUUGGCAGGCAUGGAGCUGGAGAGCAAGCACAUGACCGGAAAAUGCAAGCAAUUACUCGACGUGAAGAGCCAAAUGGAGCACCAGUUGGAGCUGAGAAGCACUGCCUUGCGCAGUGUCACCGCCGAGCGUGAGCAGCUUCGCCAAGUCAUAGCAGAGCUAAAUGAGACUCUACAGACCCAGGAACAACUUUUAGCGAUAAAAGAACAGGAGUUUCUCGAUCUAAAACAUUACUACCAAGAAAAGUUGACUCGGGAAAGCAGCAUGGAAAUUAUGCAUUCUUAUAGCCUGAAAUUUCACGAAGAGAUUAACAGCAAGACAAGUGAAAUUGCAAGCUUAAAAAAUUCCCUUAAUGAGCUUCAGUUGGAGUUGAUGAUGAUGUCUCAGUUGAAGGAACAAAGCGAGGAGCAGCAGCGCCAGCUGGAGCAAUUGGAGUUUACAUUACAGACACAACGUUUGGAGGAGGAACAACUUCGCCAAAGCGAUGCUCUCAAAUUGGAGCAGGUGGAGAAUUUAACCCUUUCUUUGGCUUCCUUGCAAACUGAAAAGGGAGAUCUAAAGGAAAAUUUGAAAGAGGCGCAAAGUACUCUUAGAAAAUUAGAGCAGAAGGUCCACACUCUUCACGGACAGUACGCCGAGAUUUGUUCCAAGUGUGAAGAGACCAAGCUGCAAUUAGAAAUUGAAAAAAUCGAGAUCAUAAAAUUAAAACAGCAAAGCUCUCUUAAGGAAAGUGAGUUAAUGGAGAAACUCAAAAAUUAUGCAGGCCAAUGUGAUAGUCUUAGAAAAGCGUUAGUCGAAGCGGAGUCUCGAAUAGAAGCUCAAAGCAAGAAUGAAGAGAUCUUUAAAGAGCAGCUAAGAACAAUUGAAAUAUCGACACGACGAAAGACUAUACAGUGCCAAGCGACUCAAACGGACCAGGAGGAUCCGAUUCUAGUCCAACGCAUAGAGACUUUGGAAUUGCAAUUAGCUGACGUCAAGAAUCAAAGAAAGCAAACCGUUUCUCUGCUCCAAAAAUUGCUUCAGCAGCAAGAUGCCAAAAUAAAGAGCACAAACGAAAUGGAAGCAGACUGGCUACAACUGUUAGAUGCCUUGCAAGCCACUCAACACUUGGAGCAGGAAAUGCGAGUGGAGCUUCAGCAUAAGACCAUUGAAUUGGAAAAACUAAAUGAACUGUUUGCUGGCCAAAAUGAUGAAUUGCAGAAGCUUCAGAAAAUGAGUUUGGCCAAGGAUGAGGAGAAUCGACUGGAGUUACAGCUGCUAAAAGAAACAUUCCAAGAGAAUCUGGAGAUACAUUCCGCUGAUUCGAUAAACUUACAAAGGCUACAAAGCCAGGUUAAAUCCUUGCUCGAAGAGCGAGAGGAAAGUACGCGAGAAGAACGCAAGGCUGUGGACUGCUUGCGAUCUCUCGGUCAAGUUCUCGAAAUGGAAACGGGGAGGAGGCUUCCACACAUAAAAAGCUGGCCACAGUUGUCCAAACUUUUGCGAAAGGAACUGCGGAAUGGGAGAGUGAACAACCGAAAGGCUGAAGAGUUGCCGGGGCUCAAAAUGAAACUGGCGGAUAUUAACGGAAGACAUGAAAAAGCUCUGUCCAAAAUAAAGUAUCUGGAGCGAACCUUAACAGCGGAGCGAGCCCGCUUUGAGGCAUCCGAUUCGGGAAAAUCGACUGCCAGCAACACGCCUCAAGAGCCCGCCCAUGAGGUGGCUAAUCUGAUCGAUGACUACAAAAAGCUCGUCCAACAAACCGCCAAUGAGACAUGCCGCCCACGCAACAGCUUCAUCUUGGAGCUGAUUGAGCGGAGUCAGCGAUGCCAACCGAAUUUGUGCCAAUUAAGCGAGGAUGUUACCGCCUGUCAGUCAGAUAUGGAGGAACUGAGUAGGCUGCUCAGUGCUAGUCGGGAUCAGAGGAGAAUAGAGGUCAUGCCCUCCUUAAUGGAGGAACUGCGAGCGGUGGCAGAGCACUCUUAGAGCAGACUUAUACAAUAAUUUUCUAACUUUCACAAAUUUUUCAUGAAGUACUUAAUUCUUUGUCUUUAUUUCUUUUGUUUAUAGAAGGUGCAAUUAUAAUUUAUUUGUAUUUAACCUAGUCUUACGGUCCUAAAGUCUUACCAGAUUCUAUUUAGCUUAAUUUAGAAAAAUAUUUAUUUUGUUGUUUUCCACUUUUGUUACCUUUAUUUGUAUGUAAAUCAAUCUCGUUAUUAAUUUAAUUUCCCAAAGUUCUUUAAGAAUACUUUACGCCAUGCUAUACAACUACUUUUUCUAACAUAUAGAAUACAAAAACCAUUUUUGGUUGUCACAAAAUAUGCAUAUUUAUCUUUGUAGUCGAUAACAUAUUUAAGUCAGCUACCAUGUGUAGAAUAAAAUAUAUUUGUGUUAAAUUGAGAUAAA
Molecule: messenger RNA, 3081 nt
Organism: Drosophila eugracilis
Lineage: Eukaryota; Metazoa; Arthropoda; Insecta; Diptera; Drosophilidae
Product: interaptin
Exons: 4
Coding region: 142-2661 (839 amino acids)
Source: RefSeq, a predicted model, not a curated record